UACAUGGACAACUGAGCUAUGUUGUUUUAUUUUCUGGGCGAAUUAAUAUUGAUCGGAAAUAUAGCAAAUGCCUAUGAAUGCCUUGAAGGAUAUUAUGGCUAUAAUUGUCAGGAUAUGUGUAGUAUUAACUGUGGCGUCCCUGGUAGAUGUAACAGAGUGACGGGAGAAUGUCAGGAUGGAUGUCAGGCAGGGUGGAAGGACCUCAAAUGUGACAAAAAAUGUGAUGUGGGCAGUUUUGGACAAAACUGUACUAAGUCAUGUGGAGUUCAAAAUUGCUUCAGAAAUGAACAAUGUCAUCACAUUAAUGGGACAUGCUCGAAUGGCUGCAAUAAGGGUUACCAAGGAGACACUUGUACACAAGUGUGCCGAAACAGACGAUAUGGAUACAACUGCAAAGAAACCUGUACCAACUGUAGCUUUGUCAGGAGAUGUGAUGCAAGAUCAGGGAAAUGUAACGUGAUAAAAGGAUCAUUAGAUUCUGAUACAAGUGAGGAGAACCUUUACUUAGUGUACGGAUUGAUAGCUUCUCUUCUCUCAAGUGUUGGCUUAAAUCUCGUUUUAAUUAUCUGGAGCUGUAGAAAGAAAACGCGCAAAGGAAAGAAUCAACAAAGGAAAAUAAAUACACCGAUACCUAGAAAAUCGAAUGCAUUGAUUAAAGUUGAAGAACGUUUAGUGCAUGUAUAUGACGAUCUGGAUGAAACAGAUAUAUCCAAAGAACCUUCCAAAUUGCAAGUAGAGAUCAACGAUGAAGAUGGAGAUAGUAUAGUAUAUGAAGACCCGGAUCAAAUAGAUAUAUCCAAAGAACUUUCAAAAUUGCAAGUAGAUAUCAAAGAUGAAGAUGGAGAUAGUGUAGUCUAUGAAGACCCGGAUCUUACAGAUAUAUCCAACGAACCUUCAAAAUUGCAAGUAGAGAUCAAAGAUGAAGAUGGAGAUAGUGUAAUAUAUGAAGAUCCGGAUCAAACAAAUUAACACUUCAUUUAUGAGAAUUAACAUUAGAUUGGUGAUGCAGUGUUAAUUUAAACAAAGAAAGAAGGGAGCAUUCAAAUCUAAAAAAAAAAAAGAAGUGUAAA
Messenger RNA from Saccostrea cuccullata (small rock oyster), 1070 nucleotides. RefSeq names its product multiple epidermal growth factor-like domains protein 10. Gene Ontology annotation, molecular function: scavenger receptor activity. Bases 19 to 969 code for a protein of 316 amino acids. The transcript has 6 exons. The record is from RefSeq and is a predicted model, not a curated record. Lineage: Eukaryota; Metazoa; Mollusca; Bivalvia; Ostreida; Ostreidae.